GUUAUUUUUGUGGCAGAUUGGGGAGAGUAUAUGUAUUAAUUGAUAGUACUAAAAUCAAGGAUUUGAACGUGGCAGUUCAGACUCUCGGGAGUGAGAAAUGGACGUGUCUCCCUCACACACGAAAAGGAAACAACCAGAAGAGAAUUCGGAGGGCAAGGCUGAAGUUCCCACUCAAGAAUCCGUGUCAAAGAAGCGUAAUUUAGCACGCACAUGUGUGCAUGAGGUAGCAGUUCCAAGUAGGUAUUCUUCAAAUAAGGAUGAAUCAGUAUAUGGGACAAUUUCAGAUCCUAUUUUUAAUGGGGAAAUGGCAAAAACCUACCCAUUCAAGCUCGAUCCAUUUCAGGAGGUUUCUGUUGCAUGUUUGGAAAGAAACGAGUCAGUUUUGGUUUCAGCACACACUUCAGCUGGCAAAACUGCGGUUGCUGAAUAUGCGAUUGCCAUGGCCUUUAGGGAUAAGCAGAGGGUUUUAUAUACUUCUCCGUUAAAAGCUUUGAGCAAUCAGAAAUACCGAGAGUUGAGCCAGGAGUUUUCUGAUGUCGGGUUGAUGACAGGUGAUGUAACACUUUCGCCAAACGCGAGUUGUUUGGUAAUGACGACAGAAAUUCUUAGGGGAAUGCUUUAUAAGGGUUCUGAGGUGUUGAAGGAAGUUGCUUGGGUCAUAUUUGAUGAGAUACAUUACAUGAAAGAUCGUGAAAGAGGUGUGGUUUGGGAAGAAAGUAUCAUUUUCUUGCCUCCAGCUAUUAAGAUGGUUUUCCUUUCGGCAACAAUGUCAAAUGCUACUGAAUUUGCAGAAUGGAUAUGUAAUAUACACAAACACCCAUGUCACGUGGUUUAUACAGAUUUCCGGCCAACACCCCUGCAACAUUAUGUUUUCCCCGUGGGAGGCUCUGGGUUGUAUCUUGUUGUUGAUGAGAAUGAGCAGUUCUGGGAAGACAAUUUUUUGAAACUGCAGGACACUUUCGUGAAGCAAAACCUGGCUGAUGGGAACAAGAGUGGACACAGUAGAGCGAGACUUGCUAAAUGUGGGACCACUUCUGGUGGUUCUGACAUAUAUAAAAUCGUUAAGAUGAUUAUGGAGCGUAAAUUCCAACCAGUGAUAAUAUUUUGUUUUAGUAGAAGAGAGUGUGAAGAACAUGCCAUGUCAAUGUCUAAGCUUGAUUUUAAUACCCAAGAGGAGAAGGAAGUUGUGGAUCAAGUGUUCAAAAAUGCAAUCCUUUGUUUAAAUGAGGAGGAUAGGGGCUUACCUGCUAUUGAACAAAUGUUGCCAUUGCUUCAGAGAGGCAUUGCUGUUCACCAUUCUGGCUUGCUUCCUAUUAUCAAAGAACUUGUGGAACUUCUGUUUCAAGAAGGGCUGGUUAAGGCUCUAUUUGCCACAGAAACGUUUGCCAUGGGGUUGAACAUGCCAGCAAAAACUGUUGUUUUCACGAGUGUGAAAAAAUGGGAUGGUGAUAGUCAUCGAUAUAUUGGAUCUGGUGAGUAUAUUCAGAUGAGUGGUAGAGCUGGACGUCGUGGUAAAGAUGAGAAGGGUAUUUGUAUUAUAAUGAUUGACGAAAAGGUAAAUUUAUUGCUGGCACCAU
Olea europaea var. sylvestris is the source of this 1577-nucleotide messenger RNA. Its product is annotated as DExH-box ATP-dependent RNA helicase DExH10-like. Gene Ontology annotation, molecular function: RNA helicase activity; nucleic acid binding; ATP binding. The record is from RefSeq and is a predicted model, not a curated record. Gene Ontology annotation, biological process: RNA catabolic process; maturation of 5.8S rRNA. The annotation marks the transcript as partial. NCBI's taxonomy places the organism in Eukaryota, Viridiplantae, Streptophyta, Magnoliopsida, Lamiales, Oleaceae. The transcript is spliced from 4 exons. Gene Ontology annotation, cellular component: nucleus.